GAACCGGUCGCUGUCGCUCUCUCUCUUCACUCGGCCCCUCUCGGAGGCAGGGAGUCGUGCGGGAGGAUGAGAUGCGGUGUCUGCUCCUGCUGAAUGAUGAACGCGCAGAAUCAGGCCGCUCUGGACAUCUCGACGAAGAACCCGCAGGAUGACUUCGAGAUCAUCCAGCGAGUCGGCGGCGGGACCUACGGGGAGGUGUACAAGGCCCGGCAAAAGCAUACCGGCCAGCUGGCAGCCGUGAAGAUCAUCAAAAUGGAACCGGACGACGACUUUUCGGUUAUUCAGCAAGAGAUUUCCAUUGUGAAGUCCUGCACGCAUCAGAACAUUGUCGCAUAUUAUGGAAGCUACAUCAAGUCCAACAAGUUGUGGAUUUGUAUGGAAUACUGUGGAGGAGGAUCACUACAGGACAUUUACCACGUCACAGGCCCGCUGUCCGAGUUACAGAUCGCCUACAUCAGCAGGGAAAUGCUACAGGGUUUGGAAUAUCUACACAAUCGAGGGAAGAUACACCGGGACAUUAAGGGUGCAAACAUUCUCAUCAAUGACAAUGGGGAUGUAAAGUUGGCUGAUUUUGGGAUUUCGGCACAAAUUACUGCCACGUUUGCCCGAAGAAUGUCUUUCAUCGGAACACCGUACUGGAUGGCUCCUGAAGUUGCUGCUGUGGAGAUCAAAGGGGGCUACAACGAGCUCUGUGACAUCUGGGCAGUCGGCAUCACGGCCAUCGAGCUGGCCGAGCUCCAGCCGCCCAUGUUCGACGUCCAUCCUCUGAGGGUGCUUUUUCUAAUGUCCAAAAGUGGCUACCAACCUCCGAAGUUAAAGGAUAAAGGGAAAUGGAGCUCAGCGUUCCACAACUUCGCCAAAGUGACACUGACGAAGAAUCCGAAGAAGAGGCCAGCUGCCAGCAAGAUGCUGACGCACCAGUUCGUGUCGCAGUCCGGGCUGAGCCGAGCUCUCAUCCACGAGCUGAUCGACAAGCUCAGGAACCCCGAGAAGCACUCCAGCCUGCAAGAGGUGGACGAGGAUGAGAUUGAGCCUCCCCCCACUGUCCCACGCAGGAUUCAGUCUACUAACCGACACUCACAGGCAGAGAGAACCAACUCCGAGAUAAUGCUCCACAACAUUCAGUUUGAACAGGCCCUGCGGAGGGAGGAGAGCUGGUGGAAUAAGAUAUGGAGUAAAAGAGAGGAGAGACUGCUGGAAAAUUACACUGGACGGGUAGUACUGGAGGACAAAGAAAUGGUUGACUCAGAUCAGUCUGUGGACCAAACUUCGAGCUAUUCACAGAAUCUGCCCAGUCCUAGGAGGGAGAUCAGGAAGAAGAUGGUGGACUCGGACGACGAUUACGACGACAUUGCCGUGCUGACCGAGAGCCUACAAGCGGACAGACACACUGACAAGCCUCCGCCGCUACCGCCCAAGCCCAAGUUCCGGACCAGCUCCGAGGACAGCCUCCCGGAAGAAGAGAAGCUGAAGACCGUGGCCCAGCACCCACAGUGCACGCGGCUGACGGCCCCACUCACCCGCUGCUCCAGUGGCCCGCUGGAAGCCUCCAGGAAGCCGGGCAGGGGGGCCUCCAGAAGCCCAGUCCACUCCGUUGUCAACGUCAGCAGCUCAGAUCCCAGCCAGUGGGCGAGUCACCUCUCCAGGGACACAGGAGGGACCCCGCCUCUGCUGCCUCGGAGGAAGGAGAAGAAGGAGAGAUCGGUGGUGCCUGAUUCGGAAGCCGCUCCUGUUCAGAAGGUGGAGGUGGAGGUCCCGCUACAGAAAGUGUUUAAUGGCUGUCCCUUGAAGAUUAAUUGCGUGACAUCGUGGACACACCCCAACACCAGAGCCCAGCACCUCAUACUGGGGUCAGAGGAAGGGAUCUACACCCUGAACCUAAACGAACUGCACGAAGCCACAUUAGAACUGCUGUAUCCAGGACGCUGCACUUGGGUCUACGUUGUCAGCAACAUGUUAAUCAGUAUUUCAGGGAAGGCGAUGCAGCUACACUCUCACAGCCUGUUGGGACUUUACGAACAGGCCAAAAAGGAACAGAGAUCAAUGGUUCACAUUCCAACACAUCGACUCUUAGCCAGGAAGAAUUUAACGUCCAGUAAAAUCCCAGACACCAAAGGCUGUAGGAAGUGUUCUGUCGUACGAAACUCUCCCACUGGCUGCUGCUACCUGUGUGGGGCGCUGGAGUCCAGCAUUGUCCUCCUGCAGUGGUACGAGCCCAUGCAGAAGUUCAUGCUCAUCAAGCACUUUGACUUUCCGCUGCCGAAUCCCCUGCGGAUUUUGGAAGCGUUGGUGGUGCCAGAGCAGGAAUACCCGAUUGUAUGCAUUGGAAUCAGCAUGAGGUGUUCCUUGGACAAGGUUGUACAGUUCCUGACCAUUAACCUCAAUUCCUCCUCGUCCUGGUUUACAGACCUGGGGACAGCAGGUCAACAGGAGGAAUUUAUCCACGUGAGCCAAAUGGACAACGAGAUGGUGCUGGUGUGCAUUGGCCAAACCAUGAAAGUUGUAAAUAUUGAAGGAAAACUUAUGACGCGUAAGGACCUAUUUCCAGAGGUGACGUUUGAUAUUCCAGUGGAAUCUGUAGUCUGCUUCUCCGACAGCGUCCUGGGCUUCUGGAAACACGGGAUGCAGCGGAAGAGUUUCAGGACCUGUGAGAUUUUUGAACAGAAAACAGAGACCAAUCGAUUAUAUCGCCUUUUGGGAGCUGACAGCAGCAGACUGGUUGUCUUCGAAACCAAGCCGAAAGACGAUUCCAGUUCCCACACCAACCUGUAUAUCAUGAAGGUACCGGAGUAUCCUUUUGGGGAAUGAAGGAGGGCGUAGCCGCUGUUCAGGCGGUGAAGACCAUUUCCCAGGGGCAGCAGGGCAAAACAGGACUGUCGCCAAUUGGUGGAUGCUUGCCUGAUACCUAGAGCCGCAGAGCCUUUCUCGCUUGUCGGUGUGUAGGUCAAAGGUUAAAUCCCCAUCGGAAGGAUGCCUCUGUGUUACAGCAAGCACCUACAAAAACCGAUAACGUGUAAAGUUUGAGUGAAAUCGUCAGUGCUUUUCUAUAAAUAAAGAAUUAUAUUUGAUGUGC
This is a messenger RNA of Hypanus sabinus (Atlantic stingray), 3073 nucleotides long. Its product is annotated as mitogen-activated protein kinase kinase kinase kinase 5-like. The record is from RefSeq and is a predicted model, not a curated record. The transcript is spliced from 33 exons. Bases 94 to 2808 code for a protein of 904 amino acids. Gene Ontology annotation, molecular function: MAP kinase kinase kinase kinase activity; ATP binding. Lineage: Eukaryota; Metazoa; Chordata; Chondrichthyes; Myliobatiformes; Dasyatidae. Gene Ontology annotation, biological process: protein phosphorylation.